AUGAAAGGAGUUUACAGUAAAUAUUAAUAAAUUUUCCACUUAAUUUGUAAUUUCCGUAGACGGGUAUAUAUACAAACGACGGACGAAGCCUCAAACGAACCCUCGUAACCUCACUUUUCCCUCGCAAUUGGCUGUGCCUGUCUAUCUCACUCAACCCGCCGCCAGACAGCCGGGGAGAGGCCUACACUGGCCGGAGAACUGGGGACUCCUCUCUUUGCUCUUCUCGACUUUUCCAUCUUUCGAUCCUUUUCCUUGUUCGGGCGAAUCUCCUGGCGAGCAAGAACAAGCAGUUAAACAACAGUGCAAGAGCGAAAGCCUUCUCGACAGUGGAGGGAACCAAGUAGAGAUUAUAGAAUUGAUAUUAGGGUCUCAGAAAGAGGAUUUGGCCAAGUGAGUUGGUCUGUGCAAAAGAUCGUUGAGUUCGCCACUUCCCAAUGACCGGAAAGCUCCUAGACGAGAAACCUGAAGAAAUAGUGGCAGUAUUUGAUGAGGACGACGAUGAUGAUGACGAAGAGCAGAAUUCUGGCUGGGACGAAUGGAAGGACGAUGAUGGAGAUGCCGAUGAACGAGAAUGUCUUUGUUUGUUUUGUGAUCUCAAAUGGAGUUCAGUCAAUGCACUCUUUGACCAUUGUGCGUCAAGUCAUGCCUUUGAUUUCAUUGGUAUCCAGAGGUCUUUGGACUUGAGUUUUUAUGAAGCAUUUAAGCUCAUCAAUUAUGUGCGUUCACAGGUAGCAGAAAAUAAAUGCUGGGCCUGUGGUGUGGCAUUAACAUCCAAGGAAUCCCUCCAAAAGCAUUUACACGAGGCAAACACCUUUGUGAAAGGUGGAGGUUUCCCUUGGCAGGCUGACAAAUAUCUACAACCUUUCAUGAAAGAAGAUGCACUAUUGCACAGUUUUGCUGAAGAUGAUGUCUCCGAGGAUGAUAGCCAAUUGGAUGUUGACCGUGAGGAAUUGAUUAGAGAGAUUGCAAAUAUUGAAGCUCUUGCUAAGUGUUCCAUUAAUGGUGAUGAUUAUGCAUCAAAUUUAGUCCAAGUUGAUAUCAGCUGUGACACUAAAGAUGCUAUGGAAGAUUCUGCUGCCAGGGAUGGAUCCUCAUGCUUGGCAAAUCAUUUGGAUGUUGCAGUAGGUGAUGGUGCUUUCUCAGCUUGUACUAACGUUACAGAGAAACCAAGGUCUAAGAACCUGAGAGUGUCUUCUGCAAAUGUUGCUGCAAGGAAGAUUAGAUCUGUGAAUGAGAAUUAUUUUGGAUCAUAUGGUUCUUUUGGCAUUCACAGAGAGAUGCUCGGUGAUAAGGUCAGAAUGGAUGCAUAUCAAGGAGCAAUUUCAUGUAAUCCAUCUCUCUUUCAUCAGGCAACUGUUAUGGAUAUUGGUUGUGGAACUGGGAUACUCAGUCUGUUUGCAGCUCAAGCAGGAGCUUCAUUUGUACUAGCUGUUGAAGCAAGUGAACAUAUUUCUAAAAUGGCUCGUCAGAUUGUGAAAGACAAUGGCAUGUUAAGGGUGGAUACUGAGGACCAAGAUCCUGGAAAAUCUUCUGGAGUCAUAAAGGUGGUCUGCAGCAUGGUUGAAGAUCUUGACCAGUUUGUUCAAGUGCCACAUAACAGCAUUGAUGUCUUAGUGAGCGAAUGGAUGGGAUAUUGCCUGAUGUAUGAAUCAAUGCUUAGUUCAGUUCUUUUUGCACGUGAUAAGUGGCUGAAGCCUGGUGGUGCAAUUCUGCCUGACACUGCAACCAUAUUUGUAGCUGGCUUUGGAAGAGGGGGCACGAGUAUCCCUUUCUGGGAAAAUGUGUGUGGUUUCAAUAUGUCAUGCAUAGGCAAAGUGGAUGCAGAGGAUGCUUCGCGGACUCCUAUCAUCGACAUUGUGAAGAGCCAAGAUUUGGUGACUGACUCAGUGGUCCUUCAUGAAUUUGAUCUGGUGACCAUGAAGCUUGAGGAAAUGGAUUUCACUGCGAAUGUUGAAUUAAGACCCAGAGCAGGUCAACCGGGGAACUGCUAUGAUGCUGAGUCCUUACAUGAUAAGGCGACGCCAUCAAAAAGUGUUGUGUGUUAUGGGCUUGUUCUGUGGUUUGAGACUGGUUUUACUAGCAGAUUCUGCAAGGAGAUGCCCACUACUCUAUCCACAUCACCUUAUACGCCAAAGACUCACUGGUAUCAGACCCUCCUCACUUUCAGGGAACCAAUUCCCAUGUACUCGGAACCAGCUUAUACUUCAUCUGCAUCUGACAUUGGCACAGAUGCAAAUCUUGCUGCAAAAAUCAUAUUGCGUAUCAGCAUUGCCCGAGCUGUACGACACCGGAGCAUUGACAUAUCAGUAGAAACAUCAGCAGUUACCGUGGAAGGUCGGAAACUUCGAUAUCCGGCACAGAUUUUUAAUCUGUGACAGAAUCAUUGGUUUUUAUUGUAAUAGCUCUCUCUCUCUCUCUUUUCUCAUAGGCAUGCACACAUGCAGUUGUUUAACUAUAUUUAGAAAUUAUGAAAUUAAUUACUCUUAUUUGCUUGA
Nymphaea colorata (pocket water lily) is the source of this 2495-nucleotide messenger RNA. Its product is annotated as probable protein arginine N-methyltransferase 3. Gene Ontology annotation, molecular function: protein-arginine N-methyltransferase activity. NCBI's taxonomy places the organism in Eukaryota, Viridiplantae, Streptophyta, Magnoliopsida, Nymphaeales, Nymphaeaceae. Gene Ontology annotation, biological process: peptidyl-arginine methylation. The record is from RefSeq and is a predicted model, not a curated record. The transcript has 8 exons. Bases 435 to 2375 code for a protein of 646 amino acids.